Antechinus flavipes (yellow-footed antechinus) is the source of this 969-nucleotide messenger RNA. Its product is annotated as olfactory receptor 1030-like. The transcript has a single exon. The record is from RefSeq and is a predicted model, not a curated record. The coding region runs from base 1 to 969 and encodes 322 amino acids. Lineage: Eukaryota; Metazoa; Chordata; Mammalia; Dasyuromorphia; Dasyuridae. Gene Ontology annotation, biological process: G protein-coupled receptor signaling pathway; sensory perception of smell. Gene Ontology annotation, molecular function: odorant binding; olfactory receptor activity; G protein-coupled receptor activity. Gene Ontology annotation, cellular component: membrane.
AUGACAGAAAUUCAAAAUGGCAGCCAAGUCACUGAAUUCAUCCUUCUUGGCCUCACUGGUCGGCCAGAGUUGCAACCUAUCCUUUUUGUGGUGUUUCUGUUUAUUUACCUCAUUACCUUGAUAGGGAAUCUUGGAAUGAUUACAUUGAUCAGAAUUACCUCUCGCCUGCACACCCCCAUGUACUUCUUCCUUAGCCACCUUGCCUUUGUGGAUGUGUGUUAUUCCACUAAUGUCACACCUCUCAUGCUAACUCAUUUUUUAUCUGAGAAGAAAACCAUUUCCUAUGUUGCUUGCUUGACCCAAUGUCACUUCUUCAUAUCUCUGGUCAUUACUGAGUACUUCAUGCUGGCUGUGAUGGCCUAUGACCGCUACAUGGCCAUCUGCAGCCCACUACUCUAUAGCAGCAAGAUGUCCAUGAGCACUUGCUUCUGGUUGGUCAGCAUUCCUUAUGUUCAUGGCUCUCUUGUUGGUGCGGUGCAGGUCACUUUGACAUCUCAUCUGAAUUUCUGUGGCCCUAAUUCCAUCAACCAUUUCUACUGUACUGACCCUCCUUUGCUGGUACUGAGCUGUUCUAACACUUAUGUCAAACAGACAGCCUUGCUCAUCUCUGCAGGCAUGAACCUCUCAAGCUCCCUCUUAAUCAUUCUUGUCUCCUACAUUUUCAUAUUUGCUGCCAUAUUGCGUAUUCGUUCCACUGAGGGACAGCGCAAAGCCUUCUCCACAUGUGGUUCCCAUUUGACAGCAGUCACCAUGUUUUAUGGCACCCUCUUCUGUAUGUAUGUGAGGCCUGCCACCAAAAAGUCAGUGGAACAGGGUAAAAUCAUUGCAGUGUUUUGUAUCUUCCUCUGUCCUCUGUUGAACCCAUUUAUAUAUAGCUUGAGGAACAAGGAUGUUAAAGAUGCUCUUAGGAGGAUCUUUGGAAAAAUCAUCCACAAAAGGAAAAGCAAUACAAUGGCCACCAUAUCUUAA